Messenger RNA from Laetiporus sulphureus 93-53, 519 nucleotides. RefSeq lists its product as uncharacterized. The transcript is spliced from 2 exons. Lineage: Eukaryota; Fungi; Basidiomycota; Agaricomycetes; Polyporales; Laetiporaceae. The coding region runs from base 1 to 519 and encodes 172 amino acids. The record is from RefSeq and is a predicted model, not a curated record.
AUGUCUGAUAAACCCAAGGAUAAUGUCAAAGUCCCCCAGUUGGUGGAGGGUAACUAUAGGCUGUGGGCGAUGAAGAUGCAGGUGGCGCUGGUGCAGAAGGAUCUGUGGAAGCAGGUGAAAGUAGAGGUGGAAGUGAAGGAAGGGGCCAAAAUGGCCAAGGCAUGGGCAGAGAUUGUACUCUGGGUGAGAUUGGAACAGCUGGAACUUCUGGAAGAUGAGAAGGACCCCCAUAAGUGCUGGUCCAUGUUACAUGACACCCACAGGGCAAAGGGAUUCACCAUGGAGUUGACCAAGUGGUGGGCAUUUUAUCAUAUGCAGAUGCAGAAGAGUGAGUCAGGUCAGGGAUGGAUCGCUAGGAUGAAGGGUCUGGUGAGGGCAUUGAAGGAGGUUGAUGUUGAGGUCGAGGAUGCUCAGAAGGUGUUGAUCCUGGUCAUGAGACUGACAGACAAGUACGAGCAGGUGGUGGCACAGGUUGACAAUAUAAACACCACAGAACGGACCUUUGACGGGUCAGUGUGA